AUGAAUAGCCAGUGUAGGUUACCUUAUUACACAGCCCAGAGCAGCCCUGCAAUGGGCAUGUUUAAUUCCUCCAUGGGGAAACUUCAGCAACAACUUUACAAAGGGGAGUAUACAAUAUUCAGGUACGCACCAAUGUUCGAGAGUGACUUCAUCCAAAUCAGCAAAAGAGGAGAAGUGAUAGAUGUGCACAACCAUGCUCGAAUGGUGACUGUGGGCAUUGUACGCACCAGCCCCAGCCUCACAUUACCUGAUGUAAUGCUACUGGCCCGACCAGCAGCUAUUUGUGAAGAUUAUGCCAGAUAUACGUUGGUCACCCAGGAAAGAAAUAAGAAGCACACCCAGACCUUGGAACUAACAAGGCUGCUUCCCUUGAAGUUUGUAAAGAUAACCAUCCAUAACAAUUACAAACAACAGCUCCGCCUGAAGCUUGCCACUGGCCGUUCUUUUUAUCUUCAACUCUGCCCCCCUUCAAAUACAAGAGAAGAUCUAUUUGUUCACUGGGAAAACCUUGUUUACACCCUGAGACCACCAGUGGAGGCUUACAGCCGUAGUAGCCAGGCCAUCCUAGCCGGGGAUACACUAGACAUAGCUGUGUUUGAAAAAGAAGACGACAGCUCAGCAGCACAUGCUAUGAAGUAUUUUGGAAGAUAUAAAGAUCAAAUCAGCAUCAGUAGCCUUCAGAUGAACCCUGACCUGUUUAGGCUCACCUAUUUUGGAUAUUCUAGGGAAGAAUGA
Molecule: messenger RNA, 735 nt
Organism: Dipodomys ordii (Ord's kangaroo rat)
Lineage: Eukaryota; Metazoa; Chordata; Mammalia; Rodentia; Heteromyidae
Gene: Garin6
Product: family with sequence similarity 71, member C
Exons: 2
Coding region: 1-735 (244 amino acids)
Cellular component (GO): nucleus
Source: RefSeq, a predicted model, not a curated record